This is a messenger RNA of Ipomoea triloba (trilobed morning glory), 2498 nucleotides long. Its product is annotated as transcription factor GTE7-like. NCBI's taxonomy places the organism in Eukaryota, Viridiplantae, Streptophyta, Magnoliopsida, Solanales, Convolvulaceae. Gene Ontology annotation, molecular function: protein binding. Bases 217 to 2070 code for a protein of 617 amino acids. The transcript has 3 exons. The record is from RefSeq and is a predicted model, not a curated record.
AGGUGAAAGAGAUUCUUCGAAACCCUCGCCCUCUAAUUUUUCAAUAAUUUUAUUUUAUUUUUUCAAUUUAUUUCAGAAAUUUCUCCAUGGUGGUGGUUGAGUUUUCCGGCGAUUUCAUCAUGAAUUUCAACGGCGUUCUGUCCGAGCUUCAGCCGUAGACGCCGGAAUCUCUGGCAUUCCGAAACGCCGUUGCUACUCUGCUCUUGUUCUUCGUCUAUGGCAUCGGCUGUUUUGGCUAGCAGGAAUGAACCACAUUGGAGUGAACGGAAGUUAUGUAUGAGUGAAUUCAACCCAAAUUCCACCACCAAUAACCCUCAUUUUUAUGGCCGAAUCAACCCUAACCCUAACCCUAACCCUAACCAUAGCCAUUGUUCAUUUAACCCUAGCCUUAGGGCUAGUAGCAGUUUCGGCGUUGCCGCCAAACCUCAGCGCCGGCACUUUAAUCAUCAGUCGCAGAGGUCCGUACCGCCGCUGCCGGAACGUUUGAUUGAUCGCAAUGACUCCUUCCAUAGAGAGUAUGUGACCUUUAAUCUGGGUUCCUACUCGAGACGGGAGAUUAAGGAGCUGAAACAGCGCUUGAUCUUCGAUCUGGAGCGGGUCCAGGGCGUUUUGAAGAGGUUGGAGACCCUAGAGUUCGAAGCGAGAGCUUCAUUCCAUGGUUUGCAGCGGGGAGAAGCUCCAGAGCCCCCAUCGCCACCGAAACUGCCGCAACCGCCGCGGCUUCAAAUGAAUCAGCCCGGAAUGGAGGUUUUUCCCGAGAAUCAAGCACCAAAUGGCUUGGGGCAUCAUUUUCAGAGUUCUGAGAUUUCUGGUGCGAAGAACAAGGGUAAAAGCAAGUCCUCUGGUAAAAAGAGAGCAUUUCCAGACGCCGCAGAAGGAGAUCAUCCGCGAAAAGCAGCUAAAUUGGAUGGGGCUGAGGUUAGUAUGAUGAGGAGGUGCGCGCAGAUCUUAACAAAGCUAAUGAAGCACAAGUUUGGGUGGGUUUUCAACUCACCUGUUGAUACUAAGGGUUUGGGGCUUCAUGACUAUCACGUGAUCAUUAAGCACCCGAUGGAUCUCGGAACGGUGAAAUCACGGCUGGAGAGUUGUCAAUACGAAACGCCCUUACAAUUUGCCGGUGAUGUUAGACUCACAUUCAAGAAUGCCAUGAUCUAUAAUCCCAAGGGUCAGGAUGUGCACGCCAUGGCGGAACUUUUGCUCAAGAAUUUUGAUGAUAUGUUCACAUCAGCUUAUCGGAAGUAUGAAGCAGAGCUUAAGAAGGCUGUUGCAGCUCAAAAGAAUGUUAGGGCUCAACCAGAGCGAAUUGUGGCUUCAAGAUCACCUGAGCCAAUGCUCAUUGCCAAAAAUUCUGACAUGGGAAGCUUAUUAGAUCCUCAUCCUCUUCUCGUUUCAAAUGCGCCUGUUUCUGUGCCUGCAGAAAAGCCUUCUCUACCGCCAUUGGUGCUUCCAAGGUCGGGUAAAUUGCCAAAGCCCAAGGCUAAGGAUCCAAACAAAAGACAGAUGACUUUUGAGGAGAAGGCAAGGUUGGGGAUUGAGCUGCAGAACCUGCCGCAGGAUAAAAUGGAUCACAUGAUGCAAAUCUUAAGGAAGAGGAAUUCUUCUGUGUCAACUGAGGGUGAUGAGAUUGAACUUGACAUUGAGGCACUUGACAAUGAAACACUAUGGGAACUGGAUAGGUUUGUGGGCUAUCAGAAAAAGGCUUUAAACAAGAUGAUGAGGCAAGGCCUAAUUUCAGGUGCUUCCCAAGAGAAUAUCAUUGCAGAAGCUCCAGGAGUAGGAGAGAAUGUCAGCAAUUUCACAGGAAAUGUGCCUACAACACCAAACCUUGUGGUACAUAAAGACCAGAAAGAUGAAGCUGGUGAAGAGGAUGUUGAUAUUGGGGAAGAAAGUCCAAUCAAUAACUUCCCCCCAGUGCAGAUUGAGAAGGAUGUCAGUAGAUCAAGCAGCUCCAGCUCCAGCUCCAGCAGUGACUCUUCUUCCAGUGAUUCAGAUUCAGGAAGCUCUUGUGGGAGUGAUUCUGAUGAGGAUAGUGUACAGUUGCAAGAGACCUCUAAAAUGUGUGAUUCUUGAUGGGUUUUCAAUGUUGAGAAGUGGUGGGUUUAGGGCAGACAGGGUUUAUGGUGUCUUUCAUUCUGUUCUGAGUUAUGUGAUUUGCAGAUUUGGUAUGGAAGGUGAAGAAUUGAAGCAGUUCUAUGCAGGCAGGGAGGCUUAAGGUGUAGUAUUUGUAAAGAGUGACCAAAAUUAGAGACUAGGUGGAGGGUAGGUAACUGAGAUGGGUUUUUUUUGUUAUCAAUGGCAGAGUAGGAUGUUAGUGAGGAACUUGCAGAAGAGUUCCUAUAGGUAUGGUCAGUAGUUGGGACAAUUGUUUUGUUUGUUUAUAAAAAAAAUCAUAGUCCUUAGGAACAUAGAAGUAAUAUGUACAGGAGAAUGAAAUGGCUGGCUGGCUUGCAUGUAUUAGCCCAAAAUGAAUGAAGGCAACUAGCAUUUUCUUUAUCCAA